CAUUUUCAUUUCUCUUCCACUCAAUCAGAUUCUCAAACAUGAACCUCACAAUCUGCCUUUAAAAUAGAGGCACCCUUCAUCAAACCCUUAAACCACUUCAGCCAUGGCUUCCAACAAGCAGCUCUCUGCAACCAUUCUCAUCUUUUCAAUCCUUUUCUACUCAUCAACAUUCUCUCUUGCUUGCAACACCUGCAAGCCUCACCCCAAGCCUCCCGCACCAGCACCCCAACCUGAAACUUGCCCAAAAGACACAUUGAAGUUGGGGGUUUGUCUGGAUCUUCUAGGACUUGUUAACCUUCCAGUUGGGACCCCUCCUACAAGCAAAUGCUGUGCAUUGCUUGAAGGCUUGGCUGAUUUGGAAGCUGCCCUUUGUCUCUGCACUGUCAUCAAGGCCAAUGUGCUAGGGCUUGUCAACUUGGAAGUGCCAGUUGCAUUGAGUUUGCUAGUUAGUGCUUGCCAAAAAUCAGUGCCCCCUGGUUUCAAAUGUGAAUGAGAAUUACAAGCUCUUAGUACUAUUUAAAAUUGUGCUGCAUUAGAUUGUUAGGAUGUGUGAGGUACAGUGUUGUUGUUGUAUGUUGCUAAUGGUUCCAAUGUUGGUUUUUUAUGCCCUUUAUCUUGCCUUGUUUGUUCCAAUUUCUAGAACAAGGAAAUUAAUUAAUUAAUUAAUAGUCUUGUAGGGCAAUGCCCAAUUUGUAAUAAUAAGCAGACAAGCCUGUUUGCCUGUUUUCCUUUAUUGUUAUAUAAUUGUUGUUGUUUA
This is a messenger RNA of Prunus dulcis (almond), 757 nucleotides long. RefSeq names its product putative lipid-binding protein AIR1. The record is from RefSeq and is a predicted model, not a curated record. The transcript has a single exon. NCBI's taxonomy places the organism in Eukaryota, Viridiplantae, Streptophyta, Magnoliopsida, Rosales, Rosaceae. The coding region runs from base 104 to 493 and encodes 129 amino acids.